This is a messenger RNA of Rhodofomes roseus, 1878 nucleotides long. Its product is annotated as galactose oxidase. Gene Ontology annotation, molecular function: protein binding. Lineage: Eukaryota; Fungi; Basidiomycota; Agaricomycetes; Polyporales; Fomitopsidaceae. Bases 131 to 1678 code for a protein of 515 amino acids. The record is from RefSeq and is a predicted model, not a curated record. The transcript has 4 exons.
UAACUCUAAGUUAGUCUCGAUAUCGUCGCUUCGCUUACGACUUGUAUACUUGCUGUAGACCGUGUAGGCCACACCCCUUCCGCACUGAACCACCACACCAUCCACCAGUCUCUGAAUCAUCGAAACGACGAUGCCAGCACCGGAAAGCUGGGCGGCCAUAGACUCGCCCCGCGUCGGGACUCUGAGCGAGGUUUCUGAAGAGAGCAUUGUACCCGUACCAGGACGCGCAAGCCCAGGACCACGCUCGCCAUACUACCACGCCGCGCUCUCAGGAUCCACGUCGACGUUCAAGGCACCCGCAGCCGCGAACCUCAGCUCGAGCAGCCUCGGUGGAAGCAUGACGGGCUCGUCGUCGCGACCCCCAGCGGGUCCACGCAGCCCUUCCGUAACGAUACGCCCGACGGGGUCGCGAUCGGCAAGCGACGCGAGCUCAAGUCUUGGUUCGACCGCAGCGAAUGGGCGAAGCACGCCUGCAGUACGUGCGCCAGGGACGCCGAGGCCAGAGUCCCCCGGCUCCACAAAAGACAAGGAGAAAGAUGGGGAGCGGGAGGGCCAGCGAGAAAGACCAAAGGACAGGGACAGGGAAAGAGAGAAGGGGAGGGACCGGAAUGGGAAGAGCACGAGGGGCAUUGCGAACGCGGGUCCCCCGCAGCCCCGGGUGCGGAACACACCUCACCUUCCGCAUUCAAAGGACGUCGAGCUCGCGCCGGCGACGCUCAUGUACUGGAGCCGCGCGCCGGUGUACGGCCUGCUCCCGCAACACGGUGUGCGUGCGCACAGCGUGACGCUUGUCGACAACAUCGCAUGGGUGUUCGGCGGAUGCGACGAGAAGGGCUGUUGGCGGGACGUCUAUCUAUUCAAUACUGAGACGAUGCAGUGGGUACAUCCGACAAUGCUCGGUGACAUCCCGCCUCCGUGUCGCGCGCACACCGCGACCCUGGUCGACCGGCGGAUCGUCGUGUUCGGCGGAGGCGAGGGCCCUGCGUACUACAAUGACGUCUACGUGCUGGACACGGUCAGCCGGCGGUGGAUCCACAAGGUCUUCCCGGAGGACACGGUGUUACCGCCGCCUCGGCGAGCGCACACCGCGGUGCUCUACAAGGGGAAGGUCUGGGUGUUUGGCGGGGGAAACGGGAUGGAGGCGCUGAACGAUGUCUGGACGCUCGAUUGCAGUGGGCCGACGGAGCGUAUGCGGUGGGAGCAUAUGGAGACGCGGGGGCGGAGGCCGUUGCCGCGCGGGUACCACACCGCGAACCUCGUCGGGAACGUGAUGGUCGUCGUCGGUGGGAGCGACGGGCGCGAGUGUUUCUCGGACAUCUGGUGCCUCAACCUUGAUACUCUGUGGUGGAGCCAGCCAAAGCUGGAAAACUCAUACCGUCGCCUGUCGCAUACGUCGACACAGGUCGGAUCAUAUCUGUUCAUCAUGGGUGGACACGACGGGAGUCAAUACACGUCGGAGCUGUUGUUGUUCAACCUCGUUGCACUGAGCUUCGAGCCACGGGCGACAGCGGGAAAGCCGCCCUCGCCGCGUGGGUACCACGUCUCCUUCCUUGCAGACAGCCGGCUGUUCAUCUUCGGGGGAUUCAACGGGAACGAAGUGUUCGACGACGUGCACCUGCUCGACCUCGCCGGUGCUGCAUACCUCCCGCAGGUCACCAGCUUCCGUAUAGACGUCUAACAGUGUCGAUUUGAAGGGUCCCUUGAGGGAGACUGCUGCUUACGCUACCACACGCGGCCCUGGACGCUGGGGUUCGGGGCGUAAAUUAUGCUGUUCGUUCGGUUGUUAUAUUUACCACAGUAAGGGCAGUCAUAAUCACUGUUGUAUCUGAGUCUUCAUCUUGAAGCCAUAACUUCUGCACGGAAUAAUUUGCACAUACA